CCUCCUCCUCCGUCUGAUCCGCAGGCCCCUCCGCGGCCUCAGCAAGGCCUCCCGGGCCGGGCGCGGCAUUCCGGCGAGUCUGCCGUCUCUUCCCGGAGCUCGAGAGGCGGAAGCCGGAGGGGUGCGGGGAGGAGCUUCGCGCGCGGGGUGAACGCCCGCCCUACGUGCUCGUUCGCCUCGCGACCGCUGCGCGCGAGCCAGGUGUCCCCGCGGCCAGCAGCGGCGGCGGCGGCGGAACGCGGCGGGGGCGGAGGGAGCCCGCGGAGGCGGCGGCGGCUGCACCAGCGACAUGGCGGAGACGGUGGCCGAUACCCGGCGGCUGAUCACCAAGCCGCAGAACCUGAAUGACGCCUACGGGCCGCCCAGCAACUUCCUUGAGAUCGAUGUGAGCAACCCGCAGACGGUGGGGGUCGGCCGAGGCCGCUUCACCACCUAUGAGAUCAGGGUCAAGACAAAUCUGCCUAUUUUCAAGCUGAAGGAAUCUACAGUUAGAAGAAGAUACAGUGACUUUGAAUGGCUGCGAAGUGAAUUAGAAAGAGAGAGCAAGGUUGUAGUUCCCCCACUCCCUGGGAAAGCAUUUUUGCGUCAACUUCCUUUUAGAGGAGAUGAUGGAAUAUUUGAUGACAAUUUCAUUGAAGAAAGGAAGCAAGGGCUGGAGCAGUUUAUAAACAAGGUCGCUGGUCAUCCUCUGGCACAGAAUGAACGUUGUCUCCACAUGUUUUUACAGGAUGAAAUAAUAGAUAAAAGCUAUACUCCAUCUAAAAUACGACAUGCCUGAAAUUUGCCGAGAAGUGGCAAAAAAAACUUUCUGUGACUAUGAAUGAUCGUAUGCGCCAGUGAAGAAGCUCUAACUAACUUAGCAUGCUGCACAGAAACCGGUCUAACAUGCCUGCAGUUACUAACACUCAUGCGCUCUGCUCUGUUUUGUUUUGCUUUGGCAGUUGACAAGAAGUUAAUUUGCUUUAGUGAAAUCCCUCAUUCCAGCCUUUCUAUAGAAUAGCUCUUCCUGGCUCUUUGAUGUGCUGCACACUAUCGCCUCACACACCUGUUACUCCAGCAUAAUCCGCAGUGUCCCGACUAAAGUUACUGAACUCGUCUCAGCUGCACAGUUUUUGUGUCAUGUUUGCUUCUUGAAUCUGAUUAACUAGAAAUCUCUUAUCCCCUUUUUAAUAUGUGAUGUCCUUGACCUAACUUACGUGUAGGAGCACUGACCACUGGUUGCCAGCAUCCUGCACACAAGACACACUCGUAUGCAGAAUGUAUCCCUUCAGGCUUGUAAUGCCCUUCACAUGGAAGAUCAACGAGGGGAAUCUUUAUAUUCUGUACAAAAACAAAAUCAAAUUUAUAUACUAAAAUCAUUUGUCUAAAAAUUUAAGUUGUUUUCAAAUAAAAAUAAAACUGCAUUUCUGAUAUGCACUAA
This is a messenger RNA of Myotis myotis, 1420 nucleotides long. RefSeq names its product sorting nexin 3 (gene SNX3). The transcript has 4 exons. The record is from RefSeq and is a predicted model, not a curated record. NCBI's taxonomy places the organism in Eukaryota, Metazoa, Chordata, Mammalia, Chiroptera, Vespertilionidae. Bases 290 to 778 code for a protein of 162 amino acids. Gene Ontology annotation, molecular function: phosphatidylinositol-3-phosphate binding. Gene Ontology annotation, cellular component: retromer complex; early endosome membrane. Gene Ontology annotation, biological process: endocytic recycling; late endosome to Golgi transport.